Molecule: messenger RNA, 3833 nt
Organism: Macrosteles quadrilineatus (aster leafhopper)
Lineage: Eukaryota; Metazoa; Arthropoda; Insecta; Hemiptera; Cicadellidae
Exons: 9
Coding region: 96-2225 (709 amino acids)
Biological process (GO): proteolysis
Molecular function (GO): serine-type endopeptidase activity
Source: RefSeq, a predicted model, not a curated record
UCAGACCCAGUCUCGACGGCCAGUGGUGAAGUGUGGUGUGACCGUUGCUAUAGUGACUCAGUGAUACAAGUAUCCCAUGCUGGAUACUCUGCAAUAUGCGACUCUCGGAUACUCUCAAAGGAUGUUUGCUGUAUAUCUGGAUCACAACUAUCGCAGACUCCGCGUCCCCACCUUCACCUCGCUCCAAGAGGCAAAGUAAUGUGUAUUUCAGAGAGUCGUCUGCGAGGUCGAAUGUGAGGUUUGACGACUCGGAGCCUCGCUGGUCGUCGCCGACAGACCGCCUCCACAGUCGCUCCUCCGUGAUCCACGACCCCGGACCCUCGUGGUCCUCCCCCGCCGCUCACCAGUACCCCACAGGGUCCUCCUUUAGAUUCGAGAGUGACAACCACUAUUCCACGGGUACCGGCGUUGAAGGGAGAUCAAAUUUCAAUCGUGAACCCUCCUCAUCGUUUACUUUUGGUAAAGACGACAACUUGUCAACAUCAUACAGUGCAGAACAAAGAUCCAACCUAGAGUCAUCAGAAACCCCUUUCAGGUUCAAAAACCAAAAUGAACCACAUGCCCAAUCCGCUUUCAAAGUCGAAGGAAGGUCGCAUUCUCAAGAAGACUUUUCCGAGGAAUUCCACCCGGUUAAAUCGAAUGAGUCGAAUGAAUCGUUGUUCGGUAAGCCUGACACAGCAUCGAAUCUAUUCAGGGACUCGUCGUCGGUGAGAGUCUCGGACGAAGUGACCGGUUGGAAGUCUAGUGAGGAGUCAAGCUUCCCCGGUAGUUUCCGUCAGUCGAAGCAUUUCAGACAAAGCAAGGUGUCGCCCCUGUGGGAGGUCGACAGCAGUGUAGGGUUCCCCGGCGUAGAGGACUCAGGGAGUGUGGAGAGUGGUCGACAUCUGUCCCCGGACACUCUGGCCACCAUCUCAGAGACUCUGGGAGCCAUCAACACCGUGGGUCGCUACCUGGUCAACUACACACGCGGCUCUCCGCCCGGCGACCGCCUCGACUCUCCUCCGCCGCCGCGGACCGGAGAGGACCUACCAGGAGCCAUCAUCACCAUCAGCAAGAAUGUCCUCGGACGCAACGUGACUGAGCGGCUGACGGAGCCUCUGGUGCGAGUGCUACCUAUCGGAGGCACGGAGAACUCCCCCGCGGGUGUGAGGACCUGCACCACCCCUGGCGGCAGCACAGGAUACUGCGAGGACCUCAGCAACUGUCCCCAGCUGCUGCUGGACCUGGGCAACCUCCGUCAGAGCAUCUGCUUCAAGAGCCUCUUCGUCCCCGGCGUCUGCUGUCCUAAACGUGGUGGAGGUUCUGAUACAACGUUCCUACAAGAGGUGACCACUUCCACCAGGAGACCCCUGAUCUUGACCACAGCUGUGCCUCUGGUGACGUCUCCUUCUCAGACUAUCUACACCACGACCAUCUCCUCCGUCAACUCCAUCGACUUUGAUGCCGGUACAGGGGAGUGUGGAGUACAGGAGGCGCCCAAGUUCCGUGUGGUGGGAGGUGAGGAGGCUUUGCCAGGGAGGUGGCCGUGGAUGGCGGCCAUCUUCCUGCAUGGACCUCGUCGCACAGAGUUCUGGUGUGGAGGCUCUCUCAUCGGCUCCAAGUACAUCCUCACUGCAGCACAUUGCACCAAAGACACUCGUCAGAGGCCGUUCCAGGCUCGUCAGUUCACAGUGCGGCUUGGAGAUAUCGACCUGAAGCGCAACGACGAGCCGUCAGGUCCUCAGACGUACCGCGUGGCCGAGGUCAGGGCUCACCCGAGGUUCAGCAGAGUCGGCUUCUACAAUGACAUCGCAGUGCUGGUGUUGGAGAAAUCUGCGCGACGGUCACGUUAUGUCAUCCCCGUAUGUCUGCCGCCUCCGCAGUACAGACACAGCAACUUUGUGGGCGACCAGCCUACUGUGGUCGGAUGGGGCACGACAUACUAUGGAGGUAAAGAAAGUACAGUACAGAGACAAGUGGCUCUACCUGUUUGGAAGAAUGAAGAUUGUGACAGAACAUACUUUCAGCCUAUCAACGAGAACUUCAUCUGUGCUGGAUUGAAGGAGGGUGGAAAAGAUGCUUGUCAGGGGGACUCUGGUGGACCUUUGGUGCUGAAGAAGAACGGCCGUUGGAUGCAGAUUGGCAUUGUGUCCUUUGGCAACAAAUGUGGCGAACCAGGAUACCCGGGUGUCUACACUCGCAUCACUCAGUACCUGGACUGGAUCAGCAGCAACACUGUGUCAUGAUCACUCUACCACUGCCACCUGAAUCAGCACAUUGCCACCAUCAGCGCCACCGCCUACUGUAUCCUACCAGCUGCGGACGACGUUCCUAGUGGAUGCAACCAGGUUUACAUUGUUAUCCACUGCUUUACAGCAUAUAAGAGGAUUUAAAUCUUCUUUCCCCUUAAGAUAAAUGAGAAGUAAAUAAUAUUGUAAAACCUUAUUUAUCUGUAUUCAAAUUUUGUAUUGCAGGUUUUUUAGACCAACAACAUUUUUAUUGGCAUAAAGCAAAGUUUAUUUAACACAUUUGCUACCACCUAUACUCAUCCCUCAGGUAUAGAGAAGUGUGACGGUCGGUAGGGAACGUGUUAAUUAGUUAUAUAUAAUGUAUAAGUGAAAAGCAAUAAUUUGUACCUCUGCUCUGCAACGGAUAUGCGAGAAACCAUUAGAGUAUAAAACAAAAGCUUUAAGUGUGGUUUUAAAUAAAAUCAUUGUAAGCACUAUUCUUGAAAAAUUAUUAAACUAUACAUUAAUAAAACAUUUAUACAAAGGUUGUCUGUAAGCUAUGGUUUCCACCAAGCUUGACCAAGCAAGCUAGUUUAAAUCUAAAACCAAUGUCCUGUUCUUUGCUUGGCCACUUUUUUCCUAGUCGGUCUCCACCUCUAAGGCACCAUUAGGUUUGACAUUGUGUACAAAAAUGCUGCAAAAGAAAAUUGAUUCUCCCCAAGUAAAUUAUGUCUACGGAUCAUGGUGUGACUGUAGAAGGAAAUUUACAUGCUGAUUGGGGACGUCUCUAAAAGGCUGUCAAGAACUUAAAACCCUGUUUGGUCUUAAACACACGGAUCAAGAAAGCAAAAGUUUCAAUGACAUUAAUCACUAUCUCUGUGGAAACUAAUGAAUACCCACAGCCACCCUCCCUGGGAGAAUAUGUGAGGACUUCUGUGAACUACCUAAGUCACUUAUGCAACUUUUACUCAUUGAAACACGUACUUUUCUUCACCUGUCUAAUGAAAACUGAUCUCAACAGAGAUUGGCCUUCUUUCUACAGAAACCUGAUCACAGAACUUGAUUUAUACUUGGUGAGAGUAUCAAUUUUUUUUCACAAAUGUUUUGAGACUUGUAGUCCCAUUGGGGAUGAUAUAGUAAAGAACCUGACAAGGGGCUCAGGCUAACUUACUUGGCUAUGACGGGAGCGGAGACUCAAAUUUACAGACAACCCAUUUUCUUAUUUAUUCUCAGUGAAAAUAUUUUCAAUUUAAAAAUGUCAUGCAAUUUUUUAAACAAGUAUACCUAAUUAUAAUGAAUUGUGUUUAGUAAGCUACAAACAAACUGCCAUACAGUGUUACUUAGACCAUAAAAAAGUACAUUAUUUGUAGCUCUCAAAAUCCCCUAUUGUUUUGUAAAUUUAAUGAAAUACUCCCUCUCUAAAUACAAGUAUAUUUGGUUUACAUUAUUUUUGUUAAAUUUUGAAUACUAUUAGUUGCAGUUUACCAUUAAGGAUUUUUAAGUCACUAGUGUAAGUCUACAAUGUAAGUAAAUUAAAUGUAAAGAUGUUUGAGCUUAGACUUUGUUAAUAUUUUUGUAUUUAUUGACUUCAGUAUGUAAUUAUUAUUAAAUUAAUAUAUUUAAGUG